Pogona vitticeps (central bearded dragon) is the source of this 1401-nucleotide messenger RNA. RefSeq names its product spermidine/spermine N1-acetyltransferase 1 (gene SAT1). Gene Ontology annotation, molecular function: spermidine binding; diamine N-acetyltransferase activity. The record is from RefSeq and is a predicted model, not a curated record. NCBI's taxonomy places the organism in Eukaryota, Metazoa, Chordata, Lepidosauria, Squamata, Agamidae.
UGCUGUCCAACUCAACCGGACAGACGACGCGGGGAACUCUUUGGUGUCGUUUUGUUUCAGCUCGUGGCUUUCGUUGCGGGAUGCUGGCUGCCUGACUACGCCUGUGCCGCCAGCGCUGCGCCCGGGACGCGAAUGAAGAAGCUGCUUCUCCUGCUCUUCAACUAUCGGGGACUCACGCGAGGCGGGGGACGCAAAGGGAAGCGCCGUCGAAAAUGGCCUCUUUCCAGAUCCGCGCCGCGCGGUCCGAGGACUGCGCCGACCUGCUGCGCCUUAUAAAGGAGCUUGCCAAAUAUGAAGAUAUGGAGGAUCAAGUAGUACUGACUGAAAAAGAUCUGCUUGAGGAUGGCUUUGGCGAACACCCCUUCUACCACUGUCUUGUUGCAGAAGUACCAAAAGAACAUUGGACACCUGAAGGUUAUGGUAUUGUAGGGUUCGCUAUGUAUUAUUUCACGUAUGAUCCAUGGAUUGGGAAACUGCUGUAUCUUGAAGACUUCUUUGUGAUGAAUGAAUUCAGAGGCUUGGGCAUUGGUUCAGAAAUUCUAAAGCAUCUGAGUAAGAUGGCUGUCAAAUGUCGUUGUAGCAGCAUGCAUUUCUUAGUGGCAGAGUGGAAUGAACCUUCCAUCAGGUUCUACAAGAGACGAGGAGCUUCUGACUUGUCAUCUGAGGAAGGAUGGAGACUCUUCAAAAUAGACAAGGAGUAUCUGAUGAAGAUGGCCACUGAAGAAUGAGCUGUUCAGUCAGGCUGAUAGCCAGUUACACCCAGUGACUUCUUUUUUAUUGUUUUUCCCUGUCUUGCUUUUCAUCUACCUUAUAGUGAAAUAGAAUCAUAGAAUAAUGGAGUUGGAAGCAGCCUAUAAGUUUAUAUCAAUAAAUUAAGUUUAUAUCAACCCUAAUUCAAAAGCUUUAUAAAUGACAUAAAUAAGAUUGCAUUCUGGAGUUCUAGGACUCCAGUCCAAAGUUGGCAACAGUGGCCGUGUCAAUUUAUUUGCCUAUCUCCAGCCGCCUGGAAGUGCAGUUGUGAUCCUAAAAUGUAUAUUUUAUAUAACUUCGUUCUUGUGAGUGUCAUUCAAAUGUGUACAGUGUACACACUGGUAGGGUUUUUGUAAGUAUUUGUGCUCUUGAGAAAAUAAAUGUUUUUCAUGUUAGUGACAAUAAUUUGGUAUGGUUGUCUUUCAUUUAGUCACUUUCUGCUAUACCUUAUAAAUGAUGUAUGUAUAAAAUUCCUCUUGCUUUUAUUAUAGCUCACCUCCUCUUUACUAACUACUGUGUACUGUCAUUACCAUUUUCUAUUUUCUGCCUAUUAUUGAUUUGGAAGAUGCUUCUGGACUCCUGGACUAAAAUGUGCCUUUGCACUAAAAAUCACCAAAAAAGCCAAAUAAAUCUUACCAGCUUUUAAGGUGC